Messenger RNA from Prosopis cineraria, 1901 nucleotides. Its product is annotated as solanesyl diphosphate synthase 1, chloroplastic. The coding region runs from base 508 to 1584 and encodes 358 amino acids. The record is from RefSeq and is a predicted model, not a curated record. The transcript is spliced from 6 exons. Lineage: Eukaryota; Viridiplantae; Streptophyta; Magnoliopsida; Fabales; Fabaceae. Gene Ontology annotation, biological process: plastoquinone biosynthetic process; isoprenoid biosynthetic process. Gene Ontology annotation, cellular component: chloroplast. Gene Ontology annotation, molecular function: prenyltransferase activity.
UAAGAAGCCAGAACCAUGAAUCUCUCUGAUAAGAAACGUAGAUGACCUAUGUCUAUGUGGGUUCUCUGGAUCCACUCAAUUUCCCUCGCACUCAGAUUCUGACACACGUGUGAUUUCUCUAUACAGAACUGCCUUCAAUACGAACUAGCCUUUCAGCCUUCGUCCUUUCUUUGUUUUUCUUCAUAGCCUCUGAAGAUAGUGGUAUUCUUCUUCCUUUGCCGCUUUCUGCUGAUCAGUUUAAAGACAAAUUUAGCUUAUUUUCCAUCUGGGUUCUUGAUUUGAAAGUGAAACUCGCUGCUUUUUGUUUCUGGGUCUGACUUAACGAUCCAGAGCCUGGAUUUUGCUGCCAAAAUCUGGCUUGCUUGUGGGUGCUCUUCCAAUGCUUCAUUCGAGCGCUGUUCUGUGAGAAAUUAUUCCGAGGUGAAUUCUAGAGUUUGGGCCAGAGGCUAUGGAGCUCGUAAAUCCGCUUGCUGUAGGCGGGGUAACACUCAAUGUCGAGUUUCUUCGAUGAAGACGGUGGAGCCUGAGCCCGCGGUAAAUGGGAGAACUAAAUAUAGUCAAGACCUUUCAACAGGAUUGGACUUGAAGAAUUUCUCAGAAACCCCCAUUUCUCCUGCCAAAUUGUUUGAGGUGGUUGCUGAUGACCUACUAACUCUCAACAAAAACCUCAAGUCGAUUGUUGGUGCAGAAAAUCCUGUUUUGAUGUCUGCAGCCGAACAGAUCUUUAGUGCCGGUGGGAAGAGGAUGAGACCAGCUCUGGUUUUCUUGGUUUCAAGAGCCACAGGAGAACUAGUUGGAAUGAAGGAACUUACCAUGAAGCAUCGGCGAUUAGCAGAAAUAAUUGAAAUGAUUCAUACUGCCAGUUUGAUACAUGAUGAUGUAUUAGAUGAGAGCAACCUACGAAGAGGGAAGGAAACUGUUCAUCAACUGUACGGGACAAGAGUGGCAGUUCUGGCUGGAGAUUUCAUGUUUGCUCAAUCUUCCUGGUAUCUCGCUAACCUCGAAAACCUUGAGGUUAUUAAACUUAUCAGCCAAGUGAUUAAAGAUUUUGCCAGUGGUGAAAUAAAGCAAGCCUCUAGCUUGUUUGAUUGUGAGCUACAACUAGAAGAAUAUCUUAUCAAGAGCUAUUACAAAACGGCUUCCUUGAUCGCUGCCAGUACAAAAGGUGCUGCGAUAUUUAGUGGUGCUGACAGCAGCAUCACUGAGAAAAUGUAUGAAUAUGGUAGAAAUCUUGGCCUGUCCUUCCAAAUUGUGGAUGAUAUAUUGGAUUUCACACAAACUUCAGAGCAACUGGGAAAGCCUGCAGCCAGUGACCUUGCCAAAGGCAACCUGACCGCACCCGUGAUCUUUGCUUUGGAGAGAGAACAAAAGCUGAGGGAUAUCAUUGAGUCCGAAUUCAGCGAGACCGGUUCCUUCAAUGAGGCCAUUGCCUUGGUUAAGAGCUCUGGUGGCAUCGAAAGAGCUCAAGAGCUGGCAAAAGAAAAAGCUGAUAUCGCGAUUCAAAACAUCCAGUGCCUUCCUCAGAGCACAUACCGUUUAGCUCUGGAGAAUAUGGUGGCGUAUAAUCUUCAAAGAAUUGCAUAAGCCUGUGGUAUGGCGAAACACGGACUGUUAAAAGCAUUGUUGUGUGGUAAUGCACAAGAGAAAAAAGCUUCAAGAAUUUUCCAGCAAAUAUGUCAAGCCUUUCCUGAUACAGAGGUAGUACUAGUAAUAUAUACGUAGUUGGAGAUAGUAAGCAACCACACCUCCUCAUCACAUUGUAUAUUUUGCAGCUUCCUGCUAUUUAAGUUGCCAGGAAAAUAAGAUAAUCCCAUUGUUGUAUCAUAACACUACUUACUGCAUUAUAUUCUUUUCCAAAUUUUUCUUUAUUUGGAUCUAGAAAGAAAAAGACUUAAGAAAUA